Durusdinium trenchii is the source of this 2028-nucleotide messenger RNA. The record is from the annotation of a GenBank genome assembly. NCBI's taxonomy places the organism in Eukaryota, Dinophyceae, Suessiales, Symbiodiniaceae.
AUGACAGUUUCUUCGCCAGGAUGCUCAAGGCUGAUGGAGAUCAGAACACGCUUGGAUGAGAUAGCAAAUGAACAUUGCAAGGCACGUUGGAAUAAGGGGCCCCUUCCAGAUUUAUCGCAGUUGCCCAAUUUGCUGAAAGAGGUGGAUGGCAUGUAUGACACGCUGGAGCUCCAUGACCGUGCCAAAGCGGAUAUGAUUGUUGGCUGUGGCUGGCACAUGCUGGGGGAUAAUGAGAUGGCAUUGGAGCCUUUAAUGAGAGUGGUUGCUUCGACGGGCCUACCUGUGAGCGAUCAGUUGUGUGCCAUACAGGUGGCAAUGCCAAUCCUUCAAAAGAAACAUCGUUGGGGCCACAUUGUUGAAGCAGGUGACAAGGCCUUCGAGCUUGCGGGCAAAUGGGUCGAUCCUGUUUUGCCAUUCUUGAAAGGUGUUGCCUUGGGCAGACUUAAAUGUGCGGCUCAGGCAGCCGACUGCUUGGAAGAGGCAAUUGCGAUGAACAAGGGCUUCAAACAGGCACAUUUGGAGUUUCAGCAAGCAGCGGCGGAGCUGGAAGACAUACAUCGAUGCAGGCGGGUCGCUCAGUUGCUUGUGGAUCAUGGAGGCUACUGGGUGAACUCUUUACAGAGACCCUUGCACUUCGCAGCUCAGCCAAAGGUGAGGUCGCAGCCAUGGUAUGAAGCGGACCAAUUUGAGCUCGUCAAGGCCCUGGAGCAGAACUAUGCCGUCAUCAAAGGUGAGCUAGAAGCCUUCAACAAAUUGAGAAAGGAUAUCCUUUCGAGCACUCAAAUCUAUGUACUUUGCAUCCCGUCCAGAAAACAACACGCCACCGAGCUUAUGGCAAAAUGGGGGUUUCCUGAUGCACAGCUGGUGGAUGGGCCAGUAAAAAAUGAGAUAGACAUGCAAGAAUUGAUCACUGCUGGUGUUGUGCUACGGGACUACCUGGAUGUGCUCUGGCAAGAUGUGGAAUACUUUCCCGAGGGCAAGGUGGCAUGUCACUUGGGUCAUUUGGACAUCCUGAAGAAGUUCUUGAUGCAGGAUACCAAGAGCUUUGCCUUGGUAUUUGAGGAUGACCUGGAGCCAGGGCCUGAGUCACUCCAGCAGGAUUUACAACAAUUUAUCACUUCUGUGCCAGAGGACUUUGAUUUGCUCCACUUGGGUUUCGUUCGAGAGAGCCGAGAUGCACGUGAACCGGUGAAGAGUGAUGGCUCGGUGUUUCGUUCGGUGGAAGCCCUGGGAAGACACGCAUAUUUGGUCACUCGUAGGGUGGCAGAGCUGCUGGUGCAGCAUACCCUGCCUAUGUACAACCAUGGGGACAAGAUGUUUCAAGAAGUCUAUCAACGAUUCCAGCUGCGAGCAUACCAGCCACCAGAACCCCUCUUUUUCCAAGACCGAAUCCAUUUCGAGUCCGAACUCACAGAGCGCUGGAAGCCUUCUCGGGCUUUCCAGCCCACUCCAGAGCACGAUGAAAUCCGUGACUCGGAUCGUCCCGAGAUGCUGCGGCGUUUACAGCGGCAGGACAAGAAACAGUCGUCCAGUUGGCCCAGAAGCAACACUGCACUAUUCCUGAAUAUAGACGGUGUGGUCAAUUCACUUGAGUCACCUUCUGAUUCAUCGAAGUGUGGUCGCCCAGAUCCACACGCAUUGGCGAAACUUGCUAAGAUCAUGAAGCUCACGGGCUGUUGUCUUGUUUUAACAAGUCCCUGGCGUUUGGACGAACGCUAUUGCGGGCGUUUGGCCUCAGCUUUAGUGCGCAGCGGUGUCUCUUGGGCCACACAGGCGGUCGCAGCAACACCUGAUGGCCGAGGUCAUGCAGCCAAUCAGACCGAGCAAAGGAUCUUGGAGAUUGGAGCAUGGCUGGAGGAACACCCCUGGUUGCAGGGCUGGGUGGUUGUGGACUGCUUGGAUUUGAUGGCCGUGGAUCCCACGAUUCGCCAUCAAUUUGUGAAAACCGACACAUCCAUUGGGCUACUUGACAGCCAUGUGGAGGAAGUCUUAGCAGUUCUGAAGUCCAGAGCGACAGAGCCGAUGUGA